Colossoma macropomum (tambaqui) is the source of this 3927-nucleotide messenger RNA. Its product is annotated as serine/threonine-protein kinase N2. NCBI's taxonomy places the organism in Eukaryota, Metazoa, Chordata, Actinopteri, Characiformes, Serrasalmidae. The transcript has 22 exons. Gene Ontology annotation, molecular function: protein serine/threonine kinase activity; ATP binding; small GTPase binding. Gene Ontology annotation, biological process: signal transduction; protein phosphorylation. The coding region runs from base 252 to 3278 and encodes 1008 amino acids. The record is from RefSeq and is a predicted model, not a curated record.
UGUUGUAAACGUUCAGCCUCCUGAGGGCUAGGGGCAGGGGGAAAACUCGAGUCAAAAUCUAUUAUUAGCAGCAUAUCCUGUACCAUACCAGACUGGCAACUCCCUUGUAAACCAACUUGCUACUGGACAGUGUUCGGAUAUGUGAGGGGGAAUCGGCUCCACGGAAAACUGAGUCAUUUGUUUGACUUUAACUGUGCAGUGGUCCUUCACUACUAGGGUUUUUAUGUCUUCGACUGUGUAGCGUUCAAAGGAUGUUCCCCCUGUGUAGGGUCGCUAUAGAAAACAUGCAGCACUCUUGGACAAAGUUACAUUUGUCAUAUUUGUGUGUGGUUGGCCAGGCCUUGCAGGGUGAUGCUCGAGCCCAUAUGGUGUCAGACCGUUUGGGACUGGGCCACAACUUGGACUUGUCGGACACCAUGGUCCAGCAGAAGCUAGAUGAGAUCAAGGAUCAGAUUAAACGCGAGAUCCGUAAAGAGCUGAAGAUUAAGGAAGGAGCGGAGAACCUGCGGAAAGUCACCACAGACAAGAAGAGCCUGGCCUACGUGGACAACAUGCUAAAAAAGUCCAGCAAGAAGGUGGAGGAGCUGCACCAGGAGCUGCAGGAACUGAAUGCCCACAUCGUAGUGAAGGACCCAGAAGAGCUUCUAGUUUCCGAGUGCCCUCUAACCCCAGACACCCCCAGCAGCGAGGCUCGGGCAUGCACCAACAGCAGCCGCCUGGCUGCACUGAAGAAACAGAAUGACAUUGAGCUCAAAGUCAAACAGGGAGCGGAGAACAUGAUACAGAUGUACUCCAACGGCUCGUACAAGGAUCGCAAGCUGCUUGCCAUGGCCCAGCAAAUGCUCCAGGACAGCAAGACAAAAAUAGAGUUCAUCAGGAUGCAGAUCCUUAAAGCUAGCCAGACCAAUGAGAUGACCUAUGACAAUAAUGAUGUGUCUACAAACAAGUCCAUUAUCAGUCCCCUGGACUUGCGGCUGGAGGAGCUGCGUCAUCACUUGAGGAUUGAAUCUGCUGUGGCAGAGGGAGCCAAGAAUGUGAUGAAGCUGCUGGGUUCGGGGAAGGUGACUGAGAAGAAAGCCCAUUCAGAGGCCCAGGCACGCUUUAAUGAAUCUAGCCAGAAGCUGGACCUGCUGAGGUUCUCCCUGGAGCAGAGGCUAAGCGAGCUGCCUAAGAACCAUCCAAAGGCCAGUGUAAUCUCAGAAGAGCUGGCCAUGGUUGCUUCUCCUCCUCAAAGCCCACGGCAAAGCAUCAUCUCCUCACAAAACCAGUACAGCACUGUGGCCAAACCUGCUGCUCUCACCGGGACGUUAGAGGUGAGACUCAUGGGCUGUCAGGACCUGCUGGAAAAUGUUCCGGGCCGGUCUAAAGCAGCGUCUGUGUCCCUGCCUGGCUGGAGCCCCAGCGAAACACGCUCCUCCUUCAUGAGCCGAACAAACAAGAACAGACCGGGCAGUAGCAAAAACCUCUCCAAAGCAGACGAGCUGUCCAAUGAGAUCAGCGCUGUUCUGAAACUGGACAACACAGUUGUGGGACAAACUACCUGGAAGCCAGUCAGCAAUCAGUCCUGGGACCAGAAGUUCACACUGGAGCUCGAUCGGUCUCGUGAGUUGGAGAUAUCUGUGUACUGGAGGGACUGGCGUUCUUUGUGUGCUGUGAAGUUCCUGCGGCUGGAGGACUUCCUGGACAACCAGCGCCAUGGCAUGUGCCUCUACCUGGAGCCUCAAGGAACGCUGUUUGCGGAGGUUACGUUUUUCAACCCAGUUAUUGAGAGGCGACCAAAACUACAAAGGCAGAAAAAAAUCUUCUCGAAACAGCAAGGCAAAACAUUUUUGCGCGCCCCUCAAAUGAACAUAAACAUUGCCACGUGGGGUCGUUUGGUAAGGAGAGCCAUCCCGUCCGUCAACAACUCCUUCAGUCCUCCUGUGGCAGAGUUGGGGUCAGCACUGAGCCCUGAACCAGGGCCGCACCCAGACUCACCCUCUCUGUCCAGUGACCCGACUGUGACCAAAUUAGACUUUGACAAAGGGGCCACUCCUCCUUCGAACCGCCAUUCUAAUGCUGUGGAACUAGAAGUGGAACCACCAUCGCAGAACAAAAUCCCUGAUGGAAAGGAAGUGCAGGAUGCGUUAGCCACCUUUGACUUCCUGAAUGACAGUCGGAACAGUACGGUAACCAAAUCAGACUAUGACAGUCUGGUAGAAGAUGAGAUUCAGCAGCCUGAUCUGGAGCUCACCAAUAUCCAGAAAACUGAAACAAGGGAAGAGCAGGAGGUCCAGUUCAGUCUCAAAGACUUUAAGUGUGUGGCAGUUCUGGGUCGUGGACACUUUGGAAAGGUCUUACUAGCUGAAUACAAGAGCACUGGAGAAAUGUUUGCCAUCAAAGCUUUGAAAAAAGGGGAUAUUGUCGCUCGGGAUGAAGUCGACAGUCUUAUGUGUGAGAAGAGGAUCUUUGAGACGGUGAACAGUGUUCGGCACCCGUUUCUGGUGAACCUUUUUGCCUGCUUCCAGACCAAGGAGCAUGUGUGCUUUGUGAUGGAGUAUGCUGCUGGAGGGGAUCUGAUGAUGCACAUCCAUGCUGAUGUGUUCUCAGAGCCACGAGCCGUCUUCUAUGCUGCAUGUGUAGUCUUGGGCCUGCAGUUUCUGCACGAGCAUAAAAUAGUGUACAGGGACUUGAAGCUAGAUAACCUGUUGCUGGAUACUGAAGGAUAUGUAAAGAUUGCUGACUUUGGUCUCUGUAAAGAAGGAAUGGGUUUCAGAGAUCGCACUAGUACCUUCUGUGGCACUCCAGAGUUUCUGGCCCCUGAAGUUCUGACAGAAACCUCAUACACACGAGCAGUCGACUGGUGGGGUCUGGGCGUGCUCAUCUUUGAGAUGCUGGUUGGAGAGUCCCCAUUUCCAGGUGAUGAUGAAGAAGAGGUGUUCGAUAGUAUUGUGAAUGAUGAAGUUCGUUAUCCAAGAUUCCUCUCCACGGAGGCCAUAUCCAUAAUGAGACGGCUAUUGAGAAGAAAUCCAGAGCGGCGCCUUGGUGCAGGGGAGCGAGACGCUGAAGAAGUGAAGAAGCAUCCGUUUUUCAGAAACGUGGACUGGGGGGCGCUGCUGGCAAAGAAGAUUCAGCCUCCGUUCGUCCCAACCAUUAAAGGCCGCGAGGAUGUCAGUAACUUUGAUGACGAGUUCACCUCAGAGGCGCCAAUACUGACCCCACCCCGUGAGCCAAGGGUUCUAACGGCCAGUGAACAAGAGUUUUUCACAGACUUUGACUACAUAGCUGACUGGUGUUAGUCCUUCCCUCUGACCAUCGCAGCCCUUGCCCAUACAUGUUCAAUACUGUGAACCAAACUAAACAACCACAACACCCACUGCCAGAGCAAGCAACUCUCUCGUGGAGGACUUGCUACAAAACAAAAUGUGCUUUUCCUCUCUCUGCUCUAACCUGUGCCAUGGAAGGGACUGGCAUUGUUGUUUUUUCUCAGCUGAAAAUGAUAAUGUAAAACCAACUCUAAUUCAGACAAAAAUAGUUAGUGAAGCCCACUGUGGCUUGUUUUUUGUCAGAGCACUGGGAUUUUUGGUAAGUGGACUUUUACAAGCUAACCUCUUGAACAGGUUCGAUGAAGUCUUCUCCCUUCGUUGUUGCUGGCUUCUCAGAGAAGAACACAGUUUGUCUCCUUUUCCACUCGUUUUCAACCCUAAAAUGUACUUAUUAUCAGAAACACACAGGAGGAGAGUCAUUGAAUCCAACCAAGACUAAAUUAUAGUUUCUUCAGACUACACAAGAGGUGGCUUUUACUUGAAGCUCAGACAAUCCCCCCCCACAAAUUGUCCCACUUAAGAACACUAUCUUUUGAUCCAAGUAUUUAUUUAGUCUUUUCUCCCCGUGAUGCCUUAAGUUCUUAACAGAUAACGGGCUUCCAGACAGUAACUGUCAGGUACU